Molecule: messenger RNA, 336 nt
Organism: Angiostrongylus costaricensis
Lineage: Eukaryota; Metazoa; Nematoda; Chromadorea; Rhabditida; Metastrongylidae
Source: the annotation of a GenBank genome assembly
AUGAACAUACAGUAUGGACGAAUCCUAUACGAACUGCAACAACCUAGUUAUUUUUUGCUACUAAACAAUAGCCCGCUAGAAUUAUUUGUGAUUGUUGAACCAAAACAUAGGGCUGGUUUUGGAGCAUUUGCAGUGGUAGAUGUCAGUGAUGAAAACAAGGGUCCUGUCGUUGAUGAAGAUAAUGAUGGAAACAAGGAUGUCCCUCCAGAAGACGUUGUUGCGAAAGAGAACGGCUUUGUGGUUGUUGCACCUGAUCCGAAAAGCGAACUACUUGUUGUAGAACCGAAUAGACCUAAAGGGAGUAAUAUUUGGCAGCAUUUGCAGCAGAAACAUUAA